CUCUCUCUCUCUCUGUCUGUCUGUCUCUCUCUCUCUUUCCCUCUCUGUCGGGCGGAGGCGCCCACCACCGCCAGCCCAGUGCUAGGGGGACCUAGUCCAGGCUGUAGCUGCAGGACCCGACACCCUCCAUGGCUCCCCUGGCCUUAGUGGGGUUUGCACUCCUCCUGGGGACGGCCCCGUGCUCGGGGGCGGCCACCCCCACCCCCUCCCUGCCACCUCCCCCCGCCAAUGACAGCGAUGCCAGCACAGGGGGCUGCCAGGGCUCCAACCGUUGCCAGCCGGGGGUCCUGCUGCCCGUUUGGGAGCCUGAUGACCCGUCGCUGGGUGACAAAGCGGCGCGGGCCGUGGUCUACUUCGUGGCCAUGGUGUACAUGUUCCUGGGCGUGUCCAUCAUCGCCGACCGCUUCAUGGCGUCCAUCGAGGUCAUCACGUCCAAGGAGAAGGAGAUCACCAUCACCAAGGCCAACGGCGAGACCAGCGUGGGCACCGUCCGCAUCUGGAACGAGACCGUGUCCAACCUGACGCUCAUGGCCCUAGGCUCCUCAGCCCCCGAGAUCCUGCUGUCUGUCAUCGAGGUCUGUGGCCACAAUUUCCAGGCGGGCGAGCUGGGCCCAGGCACCAUCGUGGGCAGCGCCGCCUUCAACAUGUUUGUGGUCAUUGCCGUGUGCAUCUACGUCAUCCCAGCCGGCGAGAGCCGCAAGAUCAAGCACUUGAGAGUCUUCUUCGUCACUGCCUCUUGGAGUAUCUUCGCCUACGUCUGGCUUUAUCUCAUCCUUGCCGUCUUUUCCCCCGGCGUGGUCCAGGUGUGGGAGGCGCUGCUGACCCUCGUCUUCUUCCCGGUGUGCGUGGUGUUCGCCUGGAUGGCCGACAAGCGGCUGCUCUUCUACAAGUACGUGUACAAGCGCUACCGCACCGACCCGCGCAGCGGCAUCAUCAUCGGCGCCGAGGGCGACCCCCCCAAGAGCAUCGAGCUGGACGGCACGUUCGUGGGCGCCGAGGUGCCGGGCGAGCCGGGCGGCCUGGGCCCCGGCCCCGCCGAGGCCCGCGAGCUGGACGCCAGCCGCCGCGAGGUCAUCCAGAUCCUCAAGGACCUGAAGCAGAAGCACCCGGACAAGGACCUGGAGCAGCUGGUGGGCAUCGCCAACUACUACGCGCUGCUGCACCAGCAGAAGAGCCGCGCCUUCUACCGCAUCCAGGCCACGCGGCUGAUGACGGGCGCCGGCAACGUGCUGCGGCGACACGCGGCGGACGCCUCGCGCCGCGCCUCCCCGGCCGACGGCCCCGGCGAGGACGAGGACGACGGCGCCAGCCGCAUCUUCUUCGAGCCCGGCCUCUACCACUGCUUGGAGAACUGCGGCUCCGUGCUGCUGUCCGUCGCCUGCCAGGGCGGGGAGGGCAACAACACCUUCUACGUGGACUACCGCACCGAGGACGGCUCCGCCAAGGCCGGCUCCGACUACGAGUACAGCGAGGGCACGCUGGUGUUCAAGCCGGGCGAGACACAGAAGGAGCUGCGCAUCGGCAUCAUCGACGACGACAUCUUCGAGGAGGACGAACACUUCUUCGUGCGGCUGCUGAACCUGCGCGUGGGCGACGCGCAGGGCAUGUUCGAGCCCGACGGCGGCGGGCGGCCGAAGGGACGGCUGGUGGCGCCACUGCUGGCCACCGUCACCAUCCUGGACGACGACCACGCGGGCAUCUUCUCCUUCCAGGACCGCCUGCUGCACGUGAGCGAGUGCAUGGGCACCGUGGACGUGCGCGUCGUGCGCAGCUCGGGCGCGCGGGGCACCGUGCGCCUUCCGUACCGCACCGUGGACGGCACGGCGCGCGGCGGCGGCGUGCACUACGAGGACGCGUGCGGCGAGCUCGAGUUCGGCGACGACGAGACCAUGAAAACUCUUCAGGUGAAGAUAGUUGAUGACGAGGAAUAUGAGAAAAAGGAUAAUUUCUUCAUCGAGCUGGGCCAGCCACAGUGGCUUAAGCGAGGGAUUUCAGCCCUGCUGCUCAAUCAAGGGGAUGGGGACAGGAAGCUGACAGCCGAGGAGGAGGAGGCUCGGAGGAUAGCAGAGAUGGGCAAACCAGUUCUUGGGGAAAACCGCCGACUGGAGGUCAUCAUCGAGGAGUCAUAUGAUUUUAAGAACACGGUGGAUAAGCUCAUCAAGAAAACCAACUUGGCCUUGGUGAUUGGGACCCAUUCAUGGAGGGAACAGUUUUUAGAGGCAGUUACAGUGAGCGCAGGGGACGAGGAGGAGGAGGAGGACGGGUCCCGGGAGGAACGGCUGCCUUCCUGCUUUGACUACGUCAUGCACUUCCUGACGGUGUUCUGGAAGGUGCUCUUUGCCUGCGUGCCCCCCACGGAGUACUGCCACGGCUGGGCCUGCUUCGGCGUCUGCAUCCUGGUCAUCGGCCUGCUCACCGCCCUCAUCGGGGACCUUGCCUCGCACUUUGGCUGCACCGUCGGCCUCAAGGACUCUGUCAACGCCGUAGUCUUCGUGGCCCUGGGCACCUCCAUCCCUGACACGUUCGCCAGCAAGGUGGCGGCGCUGCAGGACCAGUGCGCGGACGCGUCCAUCGGCAACGUGACGGGCUCCAACGCGGUGAACGUGUUCCUGGGCCUGGGCGUGGCCUGGUCGGUGGCCGCCGUGUACUGGGCGGUGCAGGGCCGCCCGUUCGAGGUGCGCACCGGCACGCUGGCCUUCUCCGUCACUCUCUUCACCGUCUUCGCCUUCGUGGGCAUCGCCGUGCUGCUGUACCGGCGCCGGCCGCACAUCGGCGGCGAGCUGGGCGGCCCGCGGGGCCCCAAGCUCGCCACCACGGCGCUCUUCCUGGGCCUCUGGUUCCUGUACAUCCUCUUCGCCAGCCUCGAGGCGUACUGCCACAUCCGGGGCUUCUAGGCCCCCCUCCCCCUCCCCAGAGACUCGGCUGCCCCUGCUUCGGACCCGCGUCUCCUUUUGUCCUCCAGAGAGAUUCGGCCUCCUCUCUCCUGGGACUCAGCCUCCCUUCCUCCUGGCAGUUAAUAUCCCUGCCCUCCGUCCCCACUAACAUCCUCGUCCCUUCCCCUCGGGGGUCUCCCCGAGAUACCCACAACUGCCGCCCAGCCCUGGUAGCCACUGUCCGCCCCCCCCCCCCCCGGGGACAUUGCCACCUCGAGGCCCCUCCCCAGAGAACCGCCCCCUACCCCGCGACCUUCUAGAGAAUCUAUAACA
Molecule: messenger RNA, 3206 nt
Organism: Herpailurus yagouaroundi (jaguarundi)
Lineage: Eukaryota; Metazoa; Chordata; Mammalia; Carnivora; Felidae
Gene: SLC8A2
Product: solute carrier family 8 member A2
Exons: 10
Coding region: 129-2894 (921 amino acids)
Biological process (GO): calcium ion import across plasma membrane; sodium ion transmembrane transport; cell communication
Cellular component (GO): axon; sarcolemma; postsynapse
Molecular function (GO): calcium:sodium antiporter activity
Source: RefSeq, a predicted model, not a curated record